This is a messenger RNA of Ceratitis capitata (Mediterranean fruit fly), 3398 nucleotides long. RefSeq names its product homeobox protein 5-like. The record is from RefSeq and is a predicted model, not a curated record. The transcript is spliced from 2 exons. NCBI's taxonomy places the organism in Eukaryota, Metazoa, Arthropoda, Insecta, Diptera, Tephritidae. The annotation marks the transcript as partial.
AGGACAUCAGCAAUUACAUUUGCCACAGAACUCGUUGGGCACAGGCAAUGAUAAGUACAAUGAAACGAGUUAUUUGUUACAACAUCAACAACAAAUGCACAUCCAACAUGAUCAGAAAUUGAAUAUUCCAGUCAAUGAACAUAGACAGCAUCAAGGGCGACAACAAAAAUACAAGGAAGACAUUCACACCCUAUCAACUAGCAAUAAAAUGAAAAGCAUGCAUUUGAACAUGAAUAAUAAUAAUAAAAACAAUAACGUCACAAUAAUUUCUAGUGACAGCAAACAGUUUAUCAAACUUAUAAAAUCAACAUCGAAACCACGCGACCAACAAUCAGAACAGCACAACCACCACUCAUAUAGGAUAGAAUCAGACUGUAAAUCGGUUACAAGUGAUACAUCACAUAGAGAGAGUGAUGAAAGUAGUUUAUGUGAUGAAUUCAAGCCCGCAACUAUAGAGUCCAUGGAAGACGAUCAGCUAUUGCAGCCCACUAGCCGAUCUGCUUCUUCAUACCGUUGCAGUAGAGCGGCAAAUUUUAGUUAUGAACAUUAUAAACGAAAUACCAAAAAUAAUAUCGAAAGUGGAAAUAACAACGCUUUCCAUAAACACAAGUGCAUUAUUCGCCAAAAACAGCAACGGCAAAAAGAACUGGAUGUAAGCGAUGUAAUGAGUAAAACAUCUGGAAAUGCCGAUGACCAAGAAAGUAGCCUUAUCGGCAAUAAUAGUUUUCCAGGGUAUGAAUCAAUGCCAGCAGUGAAUGAAAACGCUAUGCCCUUUACUCCACGCGUACGCCCGCCCUCGAUAGGCAAUUCGUACAGUAGUAAUAAUUCUCAACAUAACAUUUUAUCUACACAUUGCUACAGCCAGCAAGUUCCACGACCAACACCCACGCUACGUUUGCCAAUAUCGUCGCCGUCUCCUUCGCUCGACGAAGACAAUAAUGGGCGAAAUUGUCGGAGCACGACAAAGGAAAUGGAUGAGUUUUCAUCUUGGACAAAUACCAUUGAUCAAGUCAGCAAUGUAACUGAUGAUAUAAAUGCAUACAUACAUUAUCAACAACGUAUUACCGGAGAAACAAGCAGAAGUCGUAAUCGAAGUAGAAGCCGAAGUCGUAGCGGCAGUCGGAGCCCAUGUCCAAGCUUAAGUAGUAAAAAUAGCAAGCAAUUUACAACAAUUAACAAUGACAAUGAUAAAAGCCUUAGUUAUAAGCUUCAUUCUUGCUCAAGUGAUGACAUUUCUCUAACCAACGUCACUCAAACGCUACGGGGACAGAAAGAAACGCUGCAACAGCAGCAGCAAAAACCGCAACUUCUUUUAGGAAAAAGCACACCUUCCCUAGUUUCGUCCCUAGUAACACUGCCCCAAUCGCUUCCGCAGCCAACGACUUUGCCAUCUGCAGCUGCGGCACCAGCUGCAGCUGCAUCGCAUGCACAAUCACCACAUCAUAAUGCAGCUGCAGCCGUGGUAGUAGCAGCAGCAGCGGUAGCCGCAGCGGCUGCCAGCGGCAGCUGCACAAGUGGUGCACCGAUAACGUCAAACUUUGGUAGUCUAUUAGAUGUGAUAAGUGGUAGUGGCGCAAGCGCAGAAAAAAUUGAUGCCGAUUUUAAUGAUGCCAUGAACGCCAUAUCCAACUCUACUGGGAACGCCGCAAAUACUGCUAGCAAAAAUAACAUAUUAAGUGCCAAGAAAUACUAUCACCCGUUAUACACACAUGGAAUAUGUCGUUGGCCUGGCUGUGAACUUGCCCUUAAUGACUUCACCGCCUUCGUAAAGUAAGUGAAUUCUACAAUAGAAACUCAAUGCAGACAAAAAGGAGCAAAUAUUUAUCGUAGCUAAAUGUUUUUAGUAAGUCACAAUAGCAAUGUAAAUUUUAUGGUAAAUUUUAUUAUUCGAACGCCCAAAAAAUACGUUCAACACUAUUGUUUGCCUUACCAUUUAAAUAGUUUUCCAAAUCAAAAUUUACGUUCAAAGAACUUCAAAUAUUUUUAAAAAUAGAAUUAUUCAACUCGACAACAGAACAUGUAUAUUUAAAAGUAUUAAGUUGAGUACCUUUCUUGAUGCUAAUAUUUAACUCUUUAUAAAAGUAUUAUCUAUUGGGAUCAUCAACACACUUAGGUCAAGGAAGGUCUGCAGCACAAUGUUCCAGUCAUAUAGCUUCUUGUUCAUCUACUAAUCAAAGAUACCCUAUUUCACCUGCACACCGUUUUAUAAGGCAAGAUCUGAGUUACCUUCAAAUUAUGUUCCAUUUUCAGUGAGUGGAAGCCAUAUGAUCUUUUCCGGUAUCCAGCGAAAUUGUGUGACUUAAAACUUAACUCGUUUGCUUCCACCUCGGUAGUUCUCUCUAUAAUAAUCUGCUCCGCUCAAAAGCCAUCGCAUGUGAGGCAUUUUUAAUAGUUCCGCGUUUUGAUUUUAGAGUUUACCAUAAUCGUGUUUACCGGGCUUUUAUUGCAUCCUGUCAAUAAAAAGCAAGAUAUAUCCAUGAUAGCGGAGAUUUUAAACUAGGUGUAUUUUUGCUUGGUGAGAUUCUGAGCUGUACAAGAAAAUUUACUUUUCUUCGGAUACAAAAACACAGCUGUAGAUAUUUCAGACACACAGCGAUGGAGGUCUUCUCAUAUCUACAAUGGAACAUUGUGAAAAUCACGUUCCCGUAAGUCAGAUAAUAUCACUUUGGUCGGAUGGAACAGCCACACAAACAUCAAAAGGAAGAACUUAUGGAUGAAUUAUAAUUACUGUAAUGAAUAUUUCCAAUCAAGUUACAAAACGGUUAAUUUGCAUCCAUUGCGCACAUAUUGUUUUUAAAAAAUAUUUUUACUAACCAGCUAACCCUAUGAAAUCAACCAUUUUAGUGUAUACAAGAAAUUAAAUUACGUCUUUUGCUAUUAAAUUUCUCAUAUAAUUGUCAUAUAAUCAAUUGAAGCUCAAUUCGUUUGGACUCAUUGGCUGAGAUCAAACGUGAUUUCAAACUAAGCUAUUUGAAAUAGGCAGUGCUAAAGCAAUUAUAACCGAAAAAUAUUUAUUAAAAAUCAAUUUCCAUAGCCGGUGUCUCUCAAUUUGGCAAGAUUUGGUAUUCGAAUGUAUAAUAUAUAUAUAUAUAUAUAGAUGAAAUUGUAAAAUAUUUGAAACUUACGAACGUGGAAACCAAUAUGUUACGUCUUCUCCUCGAUAACUUCCUAUUUUCAUUUCCUGUAUACUAGUCUCUGCAGCUUGCAUUUUGCUCCAUUGUUAUGAUGAAGAAGUCAUUCGAUGAAGCGACAUCAUCUCUAAAAGGUAGUUUUGUACCGAACGGCAGAGAAAUAUGAUUUCCAAAUCGGAUCUUCUCGCGAUAUUUUUCACAAAGCUAAGAAAUAUGAAUGAAAAAGCUGGCUGUAAACGAAGGAAGCUUGAAAUGCUAAAUUGUGUG